AUGUCAAUUCCACCAGAUAAUAUUUUUGAUAUUGAAGAGGAAGUUGAUAUGGAUAUCAGUGAUAAUGAACUUGAUAACACACUUGACUCAAUUCUAGAUGCAUCAGAUGGAGUUGGUCAAGUGUGGGAGGUUGUUGAUGAUGAUUUAGAAGAAACAUCUGAGGCAGAAAAAGUUAAAACAUAUCAUUUAUCAGUAAAUAAAUAUACAGAAUGGAUUAAAAACCUUAAGAAGAUAGGCUUAAGUUAUAAUAAACAUGAUCAUAAGACUAAAAUAGGUGGAAAAAGAAAAAAUUUGUGGACUGAAAGAUGGUUUUGUCAUCAUUAUAGGGAAUAUGAGAGCAUUGCUGAAAAAAAUCACAAUAAAAAAUCAUGUUUAAUACAGAAAGAAACUAAAAAAUGUGGGUGUAAAAGUUACAUUUCUGUUGUAUGUCCUGUUAACUCAUCAAUGGUUACCUUAAAAUAUUACUAUAAAUAUCACAACCAUUAG
Messenger RNA from Cetraspora pellucida, 486 nucleotides. Lineage: Eukaryota; Fungi; Glomeromycota; Glomeromycetes; Diversisporales; Gigasporaceae. The record is from the annotation of a GenBank genome assembly.